Molecule: messenger RNA, 1237 nt
Organism: Zychaea mexicana
Lineage: Eukaryota; Fungi; Mucoromycota; Mucoromycetes; Mucorales; Lichtheimiaceae
Exons: 2
Coding region: 76-1113 (345 amino acids)
Molecular function (GO): nucleotide binding
Source: RefSeq, a predicted model, not a curated record
CCACCCUGAUCCUGAGGACCCUGACUUGUUCCCCGCGUUUUCUUCUUCCUUUUCACGCUAAAAUUAUAAAUUUUCAUGUCGCUCAAGUGGGGAAUCAUUGGUACUGGUAGCAUCGCACAUACUUUCGCCACUGGGUUGAAGGCCGCAAAAAGGGGCGAGCUUGUUGCUAUCGGCAGCCGAGCCAAGGAAAGCGCUGUCAAGUUUGGCGCCCAAUACGGAGUACCAGACGACAAGUGCUACGCUACCUAUGCUGAACUCUUUAAUGAUCCCUCGGUCGACAUUGUCUACAUUUCCACCCCGCAUCCACAACACUGUGAAGUCUCCAUUCAAGCCGCACAAUCCAAAAAGAACAUUCUGGUCGAGAAGCCCUUCGCCAUGAACGAGGCUGAGGCGACGCGUAUUCUUGCCGCAGCCAAGGAGAACGACGUGUUCUUGAUGGAAGCAUACAUGUAUCGAUGCCAUCCACAAACCUGCAAAAUUGUAGAGCUGGUUCAUAAUGGAAGUAUUGGUGAUGUCAAGAUGAUCAAAGCCAACUUUGCAUUCGAUGGUCGCCCCCUGGGUGCCUCGUCGAGAUUGUGGAGAAACGAGCUGGGUGGCGGUGCCAUCAUGGAUAUUGGCGGAUACCCCAUGUCAUUUGCUCGUUUGAUUGCUGGUGCUGCUACAAACUCUGGUUUCGCUAACCCUACCGAGAUUAAGGCAGUUGGUCACGUUCAAGCCGAUACGCAGGUCGAUGAGUGGACAACCGCUUCUUUGGCUUUUGGCGAAAAGAUCUCUGCACAACUCUUUACAGCCAUUUUUGCUGAUCUGGAUAGCUGUAUCGAAGUGCUCGGUAGCAAAGGAUCUAUCAAGGCACCCAAUCUCUGGAGACCGGAUUUGCCAGCCAUGGCUCCCAUGAAAAUCGAACUGACAGAGUACGGCAAGGAGCCCCAGGUGGUGGCUUUUGAUCUUCCAGAACCCGACCUUUAUGCGAUCGAAGCUGAUGCUGUUGCAGAUGCCGUCUUUCAAGGUGCCAAAGAAUGCAAAUACAUGACAUGGGAAGAUAGUAUGGGCCAGAUCCGUGCCAUCGACAAAUGGCGCAAAGAAAUUGGACUGAUUUAUUCAGCUGAUAAAUAAUCCUUGUAAACACGAACAUAUUGUAAUCAUUAACGCUGCAAUAAAGUGCAUUGAUAAUAUUGUAUCACACCAUCUAUUGUAGCUAUAGAUCUAAUUUUGGAUUUAAAAAAUGAUUGUUUAGAAU